UUUUUUGCGAAAGCUUCAUUUUCAAGUCCUCGAGACCCGCGAUCUCCGAUUUUUUUCCCUUCCGAACAGGCCUUUUUGCCUUGAUCCGCAACCGAGCACGAAGCAUCAGCCGAUAUUUUUUUGGCUGACAGCAUUUGAUCGUAUCCCUUCGUCGAACCUUUCAGAUUCAAUCACAUAACACAAUGGCUUUCGGUGGUCCUCGUGGUGGUGGCCGUGGCGGUCCUCGCGGUGGUGGUGGUCGCGGUGCGCCCCGUGGUGGUGGUGCCCGUGGUGGUAGAGGCGGACUUGGUGCUCGCGGUGGAGGCCGUGGUGGCCGUGGUGGUCCCCGUGGUGGUGGUGGUCGUGGUGCCCCCCGUGGCCGUGGUGGCCGUGGUGGUGGCCGCGGUGGUGCUGGUGCUAAGGGUGGUGCUAAGGUCAUCAUUGAACCCCACCGUCACGCCGGUGUCUUCGUUGCCCGCGGUGGCAAGGAAGAUUUGCUCGUCACCAAGAACCUUACCCCCGGAGAGGCCGUGUACGGUGAGAAGCGCAUUGCUGUCGAGGGCCCUGCCGGUGAGGAUGGAGCUGUGACCAAGACCGAGUACCGUGUCUGGAACCCCUUCCGUUCCAAGCUGGCUGCCGGUAUCCUGGGUGGUCUGGAUGACAUCUACAUGCGCCCUGGCUCCAAGGUCCUGUAUCUCGGAUCCGCCAGCGGUACCUCCGUCAGUCACGUUGCUGAUAUCGUCGGACCUACCGGAAACGUCUACGCCGUUGAGUUCUCCCACCGUUCUGGCCGUGACUUGAUCGGCAUGGCUACCCACCGCACCAACGUUAUCCCCAUUGUCGAGGACGCCAGACACCCUCUCCGCUACCGUAUGCUCAUCCCCAUGGUGGAUGUCAUCUUCGCCGAUGUUGCCCAGCCCGACCAGGCCCGUAUCGUCGGUCUCAACGCCCACAUGUUCCUCAAGGAGGGCGGUGGUGUCAUUGUUUCCGUCAAGGCCAACUGUAUCGACAGUACCGCCAAGCCGGAGGUUGUGUUCGCUCGUGAAGUCCAGAAGAUGAGAGAGGAGAGGAUCAAGCCCCGGGAACAGCUGACCCUGGAGCCCUUCGAACGUGACCACUGUAUAGUGUCUGGUAUCUACAAGCGCUCCGCAUGAAUUUAAGAAACAAAAAGAAUCAGGUGGUUUUGCUCUCUCUCUCAUGUCUUAAUUAUUUAUGCUCUUUUACGGCGUCGAGUGUUCCGUGAUCUGUUGCCAUGUUUCUUUAUUUUCCUUCGUGUCCAUGUCCAGGUUUCUUAGAUGUAUUUCUUGAGUCAGAAAAUUUCCAGGUUUACGGUUUCUGCCCUACAAGAAUUGGCUGGACUAUACUUUAUAUCAGUAUACCUCAUCUUUCUAA
Messenger RNA from Aspergillus ibericus CBS 121593, 1371 nucleotides. RefSeq names its product rRNA 2'-O-methyltransferase fibrillarin family protein. Gene Ontology annotation, molecular function: rRNA methyltransferase activity; histone H2AQ104 methyltransferase activity; RNA binding. Gene Ontology annotation, biological process: box C/D sno(s)RNA 3'-end processing; rRNA methylation. The record is from RefSeq and is a predicted model, not a curated record. Gene Ontology annotation, cellular component: nucleolus; small-subunit processome; box C/D methylation guide snoRNP complex. NCBI's taxonomy places the organism in Eukaryota, Fungi, Ascomycota, Eurotiomycetes, Eurotiales, Aspergillaceae. Bases 183 to 1133 code for a protein of 316 amino acids. The transcript is spliced from 3 exons.